Messenger RNA from Anopheles coustani, 4476 nucleotides. RefSeq lists its product as uncharacterized. Gene Ontology annotation, molecular function: mRNA binding. Lineage: Eukaryota; Metazoa; Arthropoda; Insecta; Diptera; Culicidae. The record is from RefSeq and is a predicted model, not a curated record. Bases 1 to 3864 code for a protein of 1287 amino acids. Gene Ontology annotation, cellular component: ribonucleoprotein complex; cytoplasm; nucleus. The transcript has 7 exons.
AUGAAUCCGAAAGAAGUGGUGUACAUUUCCAAUAUUCCCAAGCAAGCUACUUUGGCAGAUUUGCAUGGAUUUCUUAAAUCAUCGGGUAACAUCGUCGGGGCGGCGUUCAUGCGGGAAAACCGCAACGAUUGCCGUACGAAAAUUGCAUUUGUUUUGUUUGAAAAUGAGCGUCAAGCCUUGGAGGCCUGCAACCUAGAUCAAACGCUAUUCCAAGCGCACCGCUUGAGCGUUCUUCUAUCCAACGAUGACCGGAAGUUCCUGGCUGGGUAUACCAUCAUGAUAGAGAAUACUUCUUCCGAUACAAGCGAAGAGGAUCUUUUCGAAGCAUGUUGCAAGUACGGGAGUGUCGAAGCCGUCCAAAUACCAACCAAUUACUAUGCGUUUGUUGGUUUUGCUGAACGAUCCGCCGCACGGGCCGCACAGCAAAAGUUGGACAAUGGUCUGCUGAAAAAUAAUAGGGUGCAAGUGAAGGUGCUCAACGAAGAUGUUCAAGUCCGGCUGGAAGACCUGGACAACUUUAAAACGCCUCGCGUUUACAAUGAGCUGCUGCGAGCUAGACAGCAAUAUUACAAUAAUCAACCUAUGCAGCAGCGAAGUCAACACUCGGCACCUGCUAACAUCCCUACGGUGGAUGUCGAUCAAGAGGACCACUAUUUUGAUAACAGUGAGAUGGAUGGUGAAGGGUUUCAUAAUUUCGCUAACGAUUCCAAUGAGUUUCAACCUAUAAUGGAUAAUGCAUCCGCUUUUGAGGAAAAUAAUGCCUUUCAAGUAUAUCGGCGCGAUGUUAAAUUUGGAAAGCAAAGAUUCACACCGGCGAAUAAAACAUCAGUUAAAGUAGAGAACGUUCCUCGCGACGUCUAUGAUGAAGAUGUUGUCAUCUACUUCCAACAGUUUGGAUCCAUCGUUAGCAUGGAGAGAGGAAUUUGUAUGAGUUCGAUAUUCACUAAAGUGUACACCAUCACGUAUCAGGAUGAGGAAUCGCAACGCCGUGCGAUAAAUUGCUUUCGCCGGCAGGUGACACUGUCCGGUGUUACAUGCAUGAUCUAUACGAUGAAGCCAGGAGAGGCGCUUCAUCCGGUCAGAUCUAAAUCUGUAUUGGUCAGCUACCUAUCGAUCCAUGUCCUGUAUGACGAAAUAAUCGAAGCUUUUGCAAAUAUUGGGGAUGUGCUGUAUGUUGAGAAGCGAGUGCGCAAUAAUGGCCCAACCAUUGUGCACUUCUGCCACCCCAUUAGCAUUAAUGAGGCGUGUCGGAUAACCAAUAUCGCCGGCAAUGUGGUCUAUGUGGUUCCAUGCAGCCAGAAGGAGUUCCUAAAGUUUGAGGCCAACAUUGCGGCAUUUAAGAAAGCAGUAAAGGGUAACUUUAAAGGAACGCCGAAAUGUACCUAUUUGGCGGAAAUCGAAGCUAAAGAGGAGCAAGAAAAAAUCGAAAACAUCAUGUACAAAACGGUUCACGAUCCGCACUAUCGCAAUCCCAAUCCAAGGAAGUACGCAUUUGAAGUGGUACUGUAUAACUGCCCCAAAGGUACCACGAUUGAACAUGUGAAGAACUAUUUCAAGCGGGCGGCGGAAGUCCUCACAGUGCGACAGGAACCCAGUCCAUUCGAUCCUAAUUCGUGUAAAGUUUACGUUAGCUUCGGAAACUAUCUGGACGCUUACCGUGCAGUGCGUCUCAAGGGAAAGCUCGAUGGCGAGUUCGUGUACAAGCACAUCGCUGCCGAGAGUCCCAAACUGGAUUGCUCCGAGGCGGUAAGGAUUGUAGUGCACACGGGUAAGUAUCAGUUCCAUUUGCGGUGCGAUGGUGCCGUCUUUUUUCAGUGUCCAGCUUAUAUUGUCCAUGUUCGUUUCGAUUUGCUAUUAACUGUUUCUAUUUAUAUCUAUCCAUUAAUAGAGGAUAACAUAAGCAUAUCGCGUUUGACACGCGGUUUCUCCAACAUUGGAGGUUUGUAUUUUGCCGACAAAAUCGGCAGAAAUGAAUUCGUCGUCAUCUUCCGCGAUGUCAAGUAUGCAAAAAAAGCUUGUGCUAUCAAAAAAUUCGGUAGCAUUCGGAUGGAGGUUUGCUGCAUGAGGGAAUUUCUUCGAAAUAGAGAAGAAGUGAACAAAAUAAUGGGAACGAAUGCGGAGAGCAAUCUACCCGGGACAGAGCAUGACGAUGAUGCUAAAAAUCAAAGACCGUUUGUGCUACUUUCGGAUAUUCUGGCAGCAAACAUACGCAACGAACCUCCACCCGUACCGGAACCUCCAAUCGUACAAUUAAUCAAAGCAGAGACGAAACAGGAAAAACCACAAAUCAAACAAGAGGAACCACCAGUUAUUCGUAUAAAGCAGGAAAAACCCGACUCACCGGAAGUUUCUAGACCCGAAACGAAUUCCACCAACAUGGUACCAUCUGCGAGCACUGAAACUAUACCAUCCCAACCACAAAAUCAUCCAGGACCAAACAAAUCGCCAGACCUUCGACAUUUUCUCGCCGAGAGGCGAAAGCCGGAUUGCAAUGAAAAGCUCAACGACCUGGAGGAGAUGGAGCGCAUUAUCAAGCAAAAGGAAAUGGAUAUCAAGCGCCGCCUGGAGCAGUUGGAACGGGACGAAGCGAAUGUAACGGCAUUACUUCCGUCGACCAGCCGAUCGGCACAGCCAGCAGACGAAAGCUCUAAUGAUGCUGGAGCCCAACGUAACAGAGGUUCCCAGCGCAAUUCAUCACCCUCCGAACGGAGCUCGAGUGCCUCAACAAACCAGCGAAGUUCCGCCCGCACUGCCGGCGGUGGCGGCGGGGACACCUCCAGUCGUCUAAUGGUGACGGAGAAGAAUCGUUCCAUCUCUCCGUCGGACCGUUUAGCGCACGAGCGGUACGUACAAAUACGCGAGGAAAAAAUUGCUAUCUCGCAAGAGCUAAACUCGCUGCGCCAGCGGUUCGACUAUCGCAAAAGCUCCCGAGUAGAAGCACUUCAGGACCUGCUGGCCGGACUCGAUAAAGAACAGAGGGACAUCCAGAUUCAACUAGAGGCAAAGCGACGCUUUCAGCUCCAUGGUGAAUACAGCUUUGGUGGAACAUCUUUCGACCAAUCACCGGUGGGAAGACGACACUCAAAGAGCAGAUCAUAUUCUAGGUCUCGUUCCCCAUACCGUUCGCAUUCUAGGUCACGCUCACGCCAUCGUACGCGCUCUCCUUCAAGGUCACGAUCGCGAUCAAGCCAAAGAUCCCAACCGUCUCGUAGAUCACGCGUAUCUCGUUCACCUGGCUCGUCGUACCGCCCAUCGUAUCGUACCACAAGGCCCCGGACAAGAUCCCGAUCCAGGAGCAGAAGUACACGUUCUAUUUCACCCCAGCAUCGGGGGGCGUCCCUGGAACGGGAUAUGUACAAUAUCGGUCGUUACCAUACGAGGCAUGGCAAGUUCAGUGUUUACGUUGGAAACAUCAGCUAUAAGGUGAAGAGCCGUGAAAUAGAGAAGAAGUUCAAGCGCUACGGUAAACUAGAAGAUAUUGACCUCUCGUGCAGAGCUCGAUGGGGAGAGAUUUACUUUGAUUACGCAAACAAGGAGGAUGCGUUUUCGGCGCUUGAAAUGAACAAUGUCUUGCUGGGAGAUCGUCGGCUACGCGUUGCAUUCAACAUAGAUAAACCAGCUAACAGAGAACAAUAUUCUCUGUUCUUUCGUAUCAGAGAGUCGACAACCGAACAGAUUCUUUACCAGACAUAUGAACCGUUCGGUGAAAUUGAUUUUAUAUGGUACCCGGAAAAGGCCAUGUUCGGCACCAUUACUUUCCGGCGCCCCGAAGCUGCUAAAGAUGCACUUGCAGUACGGGAUCUAAUCGAUGGAGUGCCAAUAACUACAAGACCGUUUAUAGAUAAAGUUAAACGAGGCGAGUAAGUCGCGCGGAUCGGUCUCAACAGUGUGCAUGAAAUCAAACUGUUAAAAGAUGAAAACAAUUUAGAUAAAGCUUCAAACGGAAAACCUUAGCAUAUAUUACAACAAAAAUAGCGUUAGUGAAAGAUAACGUUCUCAUUAAGUACAAUGAAACCGUCGAAGGAAAUAAAAUAACAUUUCCCAUCAUGGUGUGGGGAAUUUUGAUAUAUGUUUUAUCUGGCAUAAACCUGCCCCGCUUCCGUACGGCUUUCUGAAGACUGUCAUCGGAAAAACAAGCACAUCAAGACACGGCUGAAACAGAAUUAAUGUUAUGUAAAUCAUAAAGAAUCCUCGAGAAGGAAUCAGAAAUGCAAACAAUCGCCACCCAUCUAAACUUAUCCGUAUAUAACUGCAAGAGCAAUUGCACGCAAUCGAAAGUUAAAGCUACGGUCAACUACCCAAUCAAUACAAACUACUGAAACUCUCAAUGGUAGUUUAUCCACAUUAGGGCAUUUAAACAUUAUUACAUUCAAAAACUGAAUGCCGAAUGGAAUGUGCUGUGGUUUCUCACAGAAAAACAUUUCUUUUUUUCUUUUUUUAUGUAUUAUUUUGAAGACCGAAAAUUAUGAUGCUGUU